AUGAUGGAGCUCAAGACCGUUCUAAUUCUCACUGCCAUAUACAUUGCCACCAUGUCUCACGGAAAGGUCACCGAGAUUGACAACCAAGUCAUCUUCAAAGCCCUCACCUCCUCCGGCCCCGUCGUGGUUGACUUCUUUGCCACCUGGUGUGGACCCUGCAAGGCCGUCGCUCCCAUUGUCGGCAAGCUGAGUGAGCAGUACCAAAAUGUUCGUUUUAUCCAGGUGGACGUGGACAAGCUGCAAAGUGUCGCGCGGGAACUGGGUGUGAAUGCUAUGCCCACCUUUGUGGUGUUUAAGGAUGGCAAGGAGGUCAACCGCGUUGUUGGUGGUGACAUGAAGAAACUCGAGGCGCAGAUUAAGGAGAUCUCCGCAUAG
This is a messenger RNA of Penicillium egyptiacum, 375 nucleotides long. The record is from the annotation of a GenBank genome assembly. NCBI's taxonomy places the organism in Eukaryota, Fungi, Ascomycota, Eurotiomycetes, Eurotiales, Aspergillaceae.